Messenger RNA from Cutaneotrichosporon oleaginosum, 963 nucleotides. RefSeq lists its product as uncharacterized. Gene Ontology annotation, molecular function: mRNA binding. NCBI's taxonomy places the organism in Eukaryota, Fungi, Basidiomycota, Tremellomycetes, Trichosporonales, Trichosporonaceae. The record is from RefSeq and is a predicted model, not a curated record. Gene Ontology annotation, cellular component: nucleus; cytoplasm.
UCUCGGCUUGUUGUUUCAUUCAUCUCACCACAACGCUCAUCCAUCCAUCGUCAAAACAUGUCUAAGAGCGCAUAUGUCGGCCGUCUGCCCCAGGGCGUAAGCAAGCAGGAACUUGAGGAUCACUUCAAGACCUUUGGCCGCGUGGUCGAGGUCCGCCUCAUGUCCAACUUUGGCUUUGUCGAGUUCGAGACUGUUGAUGAUGUAGAGGCUGCCUGCCGCGGCCUCGACGGCAAGGACUUCAUGGGCGAGAGGCUCAUUGUCGAGCGUGCGCGUGACUCUUCGCGUCGCCGCGACGCCUAUGACCCGAUGGGCCGUCCCCCUCCUCGUGGCCCUCCUCGCGGCCGUGGCGUUCGCGUCUCGGUAGUUGGCAUCAACCAGUCGACCAGUUGGCAGGACCUCAAGGACUUCGGUCGUCAAGGAUGCGAGAACGUCAUGUACGCCGACAUCGACCACUACACGGGCAACGGUGUCAUCGAGUUCCCCAGCAUGGCGGACGCCGAGGACGCCAUCCGCCGCCUUUCGGGCUCUGAAAUCCAGGGUGUACCCGUCAAGCUUGAGCUUCAGGCUGUAAGAUCAAUACUGAGACGAGGCUAAUUAUUCAGGACGGCGGCCGUGACGACCGCGGGCCGCCCCCCCGUGACUUUGGUCGCUACGACGACCGCCCGCCGCGCCGUGACUACGACCGCUAUGACGACCGUCCGCCGCGCCGCGACUAUGACGACCGCGACCGCCGUUACGAUGACCGUCCCCCUCGCCGCGACUUUGACCGCCGCGGUGGCGGCGGUGGCGGGUUUGAGGACCGCCGCGGUGGUGGUGGCGGCUUCGAGGACCGCCGCGGUGGUGGUGGUGGUGGUGGUGGUGGUGGUGGUGGUGGGUUCGAGGAUCGCCGUGGUAGCGACCGCGAGGACCGCGGUGGUUACAGCGGCGGCGGUGGCGGCGGUGGCGGCCGUGACCGCUCGCCCC